GUUGGCUGCCCUGCCAGAGAAGCCCCCGACCAUCGACUGGGCUUACUACAAGUCUACUGUUGCUAAAGCUGGCAUGGUGGAUGAGUUUCAGAAGAAGUUCAGCGCACUGAAGGUUCCCGAGCCAGUGGAUACACAGACUGCCAAAGUUAAUGCCCAAGAGCAAGAAGCUGCCAAGAGCACUGCGGAGUAUGUGCAGGCUUCCAAAGCUCGGAUUGCUCAGUAUGAGCAAGAGCUCCAGAAGCUCAGGAGCAUGAUUCCCUUCGAACAGAUGACGUAUGAAGACUUGCAUGAAGCCUUCCCUGAAACCAAACUGGACAAGGAGAAAUACCCGUACUGGCCCCACAAACCAAUUGCUGAUCUGUAAACUUGUCUGGAAGCAGGUUGUCUAACAACUGUCAGGCUCGUAUGAUCUUUUAAAUAAAGUACUUGCCCU
Messenger RNA from Apaloderma vittatum (bar-tailed trogon), 433 nucleotides. RefSeq names its product ATP synthase, H+ transporting, mitochondrial Fo complex, subunit d (gene ATP5PD). Gene Ontology annotation, biological process: proton motive force-driven ATP synthesis. NCBI's taxonomy places the organism in Eukaryota, Metazoa, Chordata, Aves, Trogoniformes, Trogonidae. The annotation marks the transcript as partial. The transcript is spliced from 4 exons. The record is from RefSeq and is a predicted model, not a curated record. Gene Ontology annotation, molecular function: proton transmembrane transporter activity.